Molecule: messenger RNA, 1970 nt
Organism: Gilbertella persicaria
Lineage: Eukaryota; Fungi; Mucoromycota; Mucoromycetes; Mucorales; Choanephoraceae
Exons: 4
Coding region: 82-1836 (584 amino acids)
Biological process (GO): inositol phosphate biosynthetic process; phosphatidylinositol phosphate biosynthetic process
Cellular component (GO): nucleus; cytoplasm
Molecular function (GO): inositol hexakisphosphate kinase activity
Source: RefSeq, a predicted model, not a curated record
GUAAUUUUUUUUUAGCAGUUGUUAUUAGCAUUUCUGCAUAAACCAAGUCUACCUAUUGAGUCCUUGCACUAUUUUUUUUCUAUGCAGAAAAUAAAAUGUCAUAUUUCAGAUUGUGAAGAUAAUAUCAAUGAUGAUGAAAGUGAAUGGGAUAUUGCUUAUGAAAGCAGUUCGGAAAAUGAUGAAUCUAUAAAAGACGACGAAGACGACGAUAGCGACUUGCAACAUUACUUUGACCCCACCAAAAUAACAAUGUCACUGCCUCUCUUGCCUUUCAAGAACCAAGUAGGUGGCCACGCGUCUUUCUUUCGAUUCUCAAAGAAAGCAAUAUGCAAACCUGUAUCAGCAAAAGAACAAGAGUUUUAUGAGGACAUUGAUGCACAUCACCAUGAAUUACUACCAUUUACUUCACAGUACAUUGGUGUGUUAAAUGUGACUUAUCGGCCUACAGUACCCGAGGUCUUGUUUGAGAAGAACAAACAUUUAUUAAGAGACUAUCGCGCUGCUUGUAAAGAACGACGUCAUCGAUCUAUAAAGAAGUUUCAACAGCAAGUCCUGAGAGAGGUAUUUUCACCGGAAGCAUUGAAAGAGCGAUUGGUAUUAGCGGAGGAUUGGAAGAGACGAAACAGGCUUUCUAGUCAUGGUAGUAGUGCUAGUCUAAAUGAGCUUCAGCGCCGACCCACGGAUAUGAUGGCACACAGCUAUUCAUCAGAUAAAAAGAGUUGUUGGCGUGACGAUAAUCUAAUUGCGGAAGGUGGCCGAUCCGUGCCGAUCAUGGCUACAACGAGGCUUGGCUUCAGUCCUAUCAACAAAGACAUUGACUAUUUUGACUAUGAUAACUCUAUUGAACAAGUCACUCUUGAAAGACCACCCGCUAUUCUCUCAACCACUUCUUCACCCUCUAUCAAGCAUGCUGCAUUACCCUCAAGGAUCUCAAUUCAAGAUGACGAAGAACCUGUUAUCUUUAGUAUGGAUGAUUUUGAUCUAGAUAAAAAAUUAGUUCAUAACAAACAAAAUAAGGUGCCAUUAUUAAAAGUGGAUUCUUCUAGUCUCAACAAUGUGUCUUUAUCAGCAAAUCAGCAACAGCCAACCGACGGUGUAACAUCAGAAAAUCCCUGGUCACUGCAGAUACACAACCGUGAUUUACAGAGAAUGCGCAAUAGACAAGAUGAAGUACAAAAAUAUAUUCUAAUUGAAGAUUUAACAGAUGGUGUGAAAUACCCCUGUGUCUUGGAUCUCAAAAUGGGUACUCGACAAUACGGUGUAUAUGCCACUCGAGAGAAAAUGAAAAGCCAGACACUGAAAUGCGAAAAAUCUACCAGCAAAGUGUUAGGUGUGCGUGUGUGUGGCAUGCAGGUCUACAAGAAUGAUAUAGAUGAAUUUGUCUUUCAGGACAAGUAUUAUGGUCGAACACUUACACCCAUCACUUUCAGAGAUACACUGGAAGCUUAUUUAAACAAUGGCCAAGGUUGUCAAAUCCAGCAUAUACCCGUGAUUGUUCGAAAGCUUACACGACUGGCGCGCAUCAUCAAAACAAUGGAUAAUUAUCGUUUCUAUGCCUCUUCUUUACUCAUGAUCUACGAUGGCGAUCCUUCAAGUAUACGAAAGAUAGAUAUUCAUGUACGGUAUCGCUACCAGCAAUUUGCAUACCCACCAAGACACAAAGGAGUAGAUAAUGGCUAUUUACUCGGUCUCAAGACGCUUAUUUCAUGCUUUGAAUGGAUCCACGAAAAACACGGUGGAUCAGCGCAAGACUUGUAUAUCCAAGAAAAUGACGAUGUGUUUCAUGAUAUUUAUGAACCUGCAAAUGAUGAAGCCUUGUUAACCAUGUUAAAUUAACUGUAUCAUAUUAUAAUAUUUUCUUUUGUAAAUACUAUUAUUUUAUUCAAGAAAAAAUAAACAAAAAAGACAACCUUUUUUUUUUUUUUUGUAAGUGUAUUAGAUGAGAGAAGGUGAUUCUUGUUCUUUUGGUG